This is a messenger RNA of Falco peregrinus (peregrine falcon), 1754 nucleotides long. Its product is annotated as guanine nucleotide-binding protein subunit alpha-14. Lineage: Eukaryota; Metazoa; Chordata; Aves; Falconiformes; Falconidae. Gene Ontology annotation, molecular function: guanyl nucleotide binding; GTPase activity; G-protein beta/gamma-subunit complex binding. Gene Ontology annotation, cellular component: heterotrimeric G-protein complex. Gene Ontology annotation, biological process: adenylate cyclase-modulating G protein-coupled receptor signaling pathway; phospholipase C-activating dopamine receptor signaling pathway; action potential. The record is from RefSeq and is a predicted model, not a curated record.
AUGGUAGUAAUUGUUCCAUAUAACCGGCUCCCUUGCUCCCCCCCGCCCCGCCCAAGGCCUACGGAGCGCCGUUGCCUGCAGGCUGUCCCCCUCCGCCCUCGCAAAGCUUCCAGCGUUGCGGGAGGGGGAUCGUUUCCGCCCCGCCGGGGCCGCGGCCCGGCCGCGCCUGCCGUCGUUAACCGGCGGGAGGAGGCGGCACCUGCUCGUCCCGGCCGGCGGCGGGGGGGGAGGAGGCAGCCCCUCGCCGCGGCGGGGUGCUGCUGCGGACGGCUCCCCUUCGCUCCUCUCCGGCGUCGGAAGCCGGGGGCACCGGUGGCCAAGGACGGCUGCCGCCGCCUCUGCGCUGAGGAGAAGGAGUCGCAGCGCGUCAUCGCGGAGAUGGAGCGGCAGCUGCGCCGGGCCGAGCGGGACGCCCGCCGGGAGCUGCCGCUGGUUAUGUUGGGCAGAGGAGAAAGUGGCAAGAGUAUGUUCAUUACACAAAUGAGGAUUCACGGAUCAGGUUACAGAGAAGAAGUCUGAAAAGGCUUCACAAAACUGGCUUUCCAAAACAUAUUCACUGCCAUGCAAGUGAUGAUCAGAGCCAUGAAUACUCUUAAGAUACGGUACACAUCCAAAGAGAAUGAGGAGAGUGCUUAGAUGAUCGAAGAAGUGGAACUGGAUAAAGUGACAGUGCUGGAAAGAAAACAGGUUGAAGCAAUCAAGAAGCUCUGGGAAGAACCAGAAAUUUAAGAAUGCGUGAAUAGACAGAGGGAGUACCAGCUCUCAGACUCUGCUAAGUAUAAUCUUAUUGACCUUGAUCAUAUUGCUAUGCCAUCAUUUCUGCCAACUCAGCAAGAUAUUCUUAGCGUCCAAAUGCCAACUACAGGAAUUAUCAAGUAUCUUUCUGAUUUAGAAGAUAUAUUUAAUAUGGUGGAUGUAGGUGGCCAAAGGUCAGAAAGAAGGAAGUGGAUCAAUUGUUUUGACAGUGUUACUUCCAUAUUUUUAGUUGCAUAAAAUGAAUAUGACGUCUUGGCAGAAUGUGACAAUAAGAUUCAAAUGGAAGAAAGGAAGGCCUUAUUUAAAACUAUCAUUACAUAUCCCUGGUUUCUGAAUACUUCAGUCUUACUGUUUUUAAGUAAAAAAGAUAUUAUAGAAGAGAAAAUAAUGUAUUCCCAUCUAAUUAGGUACUUCCCAGAAUACACCAGACCCAAACAAGAUGUCAAAGCUGCCAAAGAGUUCAUUCUGAAGCUGUAUCGGGAUCAGAAUUCAGAUGAGAAAGUAAUCUGUUCCCACUUCACUUGUGCCACAGACACAGAAAAUACUCAUUUCAUCUUCACAGCUAUCAAGGACACAAUCCUGCAAUCAAACCUGAAGAAGUCCAACCUGAUUUAAAGAAAAAAACACGGCUGCAGUCACAAAGAGUGGCUUACUCACAGCAUAACCUAUCUUGACUAAAAAAAAAAGGUGUCUUUUUAAAUACCAUUUACAGAAAUGGGAGGAGGAUUUAUAUGUACUGAAGAAGUAUGGAUUAACAGAACUUCAAAGAAUGAGUUUCAAAGUUUACUUUUUAAGCUAUACAUUUAAAAUAUUGUGUUCCUGUGUCCCAUAUUGGUUUUGUCUGUGCAUUAUCUCUCGACAGCUGUAAGAAUCAUCUAUAUUUAGAAGAAUGCAUAUAACUACAUUGCUGUCCAGCCAGUAUUUUUCUGCCCCCCCCCUUUUUUGUUAUUAUUUAGCAUUUACAAUCAUAGGUUAUAAAAUUUCAAACAGUGAUACCU